AUGACUAUAGAGGUCACAGAACCUCGUAUCCCCGGGUAUUGGGCUGACAAGCUGGUCAACCGGGAGAGCUCGCUGAAUAGACUUCAUAAACUCCUCCUGGAAGAUCCCGCUCGAUUCCAGGAACUGAACUCGGCAGAUAAGAUAAAUCGACUUCUCCCGAUCAAUUAUCUCCAGCAGUACCUUACCGACGUCUGCUUUCCGCUGCAGAAGAAUUCCGACGGUACUAGAACCAUCGUUGCCCGACUGGAGCAGCCCCUCAAAGUUGCUCUGAGGAACAAAAUUCUUCAGACAUGCUUUGGAGUCGAGUUUGAUGAUCUAUUUCGAUUAAUGGAAUUCGACUUGAACGAGGAUGGCGAUUAUAUGUUGAUCCCUCGACUGGAAGUCCGAACAACAGAUUGGGAGUUACCGAAUACAAGAAGAGCUUAUUUCGAGAGCUUGAAGCUAGAAGCAGACAUGCUCUGCGAACAAGAGGGGAUUGCCCCAAGCCCUAGCCGUGAAGGAGGGCGGCUGCCUGUCCAAAACACCCCUAACCUCGAAAAAAUCUUGUACCGCUUGUUAGCUGUCACCACUGCCGAAACCUCUGCGAAAUCUCAACUGGAUCAGUAUAAUCCGCAAGACUUUGAUACCCUUGGUGCCAAUAUUACUACUCACGAGAGUCUUCUCUGGUUUGCUUGCAGAGCCCAGGGACAGAACAAGCCAUCGAUGCGUAGCGCCGUCUUCGAGGCUCUCAAGAGGGUCAGUGAUGGCCGUGUUCACAAUUCCGAAGAACUUCGGAAAUAUCUGGAGGAAGAAGAGUUCGAGCUCGCCAAGCUGCAGUCGCUUCAGGAAGCUCAGCCUCCGAUCUCCGAUGCGUUGUCAGAAGCGUAUCGAAGCUUCGGCAUCGACCAGCACUCGCUCAACGACGAUUAUAUCCUGAAUGUCUUCAGAACAUACAUGGACUCUGCUCAGUCCCCCAUUGUCAAGAUUAAGCAUCGGCAAAAUCUAUUGACCAUUGGCAGAGCCAGGGAUAGCAAACCAAUGAUUGAAGAAGCUCUUGCCUUGACCAGAGACGAAGCCCGCAACAUCCUAGCUCAGGACGUCUCUGACGAUGUCGAUCCCACCGUGGUCAUUAUGCUGGCAAACAUUCGGGUUGACGACCUAGGCACAAAUGCCAAACCUAUGAUCGCAGCUUCAUUACGAGUUUUCAGCGAAAUUUAUCCUCCCUACAAGCGAGAGUAUAUUGAAUUAGCUGCACAGCUUGAUCCGGAAGGACACUCAUGGCUACUGGCGACCCUUGACAAUGAUGCAAAUGAUCAAGAGGAGGAAGUCAACCUUAACAUACCUCCUGGCCUUUACAAUAUCCGCAAUACUUGCUAUUUAAAUAGCAUUCUGCAAUACUUCAAUACUAUCAAUCCUGUCCGGGACGUUGUCCUGAAUAAAGAUCGGUUCAGGCUUGAAAAUACCGAUGAGAAUCGAUCGAGCCGUCGCCUCGGUGGAACAGGCAGCCGGCUUACAAAAGGCGAGGCGCUUCUCGCCCAAGCAUUCAUCGAUGAGCUUCACAAUCUGUUCACAGAACUACAAGCGUCGCGUGGCAAAGGUGUCACCCCCAAACAGCGUCUGGCAAUAGCUGCCCUAAAAACAGCUGAGCAGCUCUCGAAGCCCCCUCGCUCAAGGGCUCAAGGUCCAGACGUUGGCCCUGCGAACGGGAGCUACCCUGCACCGCCGCCGUUGCCGGCUAGACCAUCGCCGAUGCCGCCCGUCCUCUCCGCACACAACUCUUCGACCGGACCAACCGUAACGGUCAAUCCUGUUCCGGAGCACCUAGAGACCGCUAGCAACGUGAGCUCUCAGACUCUUGUAAAUCAGCCUGAUGACGAGGACCACACAUACAUCAAUCUCUCUCACAACGCUACCGCUGAUGAGGAGGCUGCGACAACUACUCCGAGCAGUAGUCAGGCAGGCUUGGCCAAUACAUCUUCAGAGAAGAAUGCGAUCGUAGAACUCCGUCACGGUUUACAUGCGUCGAGCAAUGAGUCCAAGAACGUUGUUGGAGUGGAUGAGGAUGCCAAGAUGGAGGAUGCACCCGCUGAGAAUGAUGAUUGUGUCGAGGACAAUAUUCUUGCAAACCUGAAUGACAUUUCUGAAAAAGGCACAGAUCAGAACGAUGUCGAGGAAGUCAUGGGAAAUAUUCUGGAGCAUCUCCAGGCAGCACUCAAACCCACGGGAACCGAUGAAGCCACUGGAUUCCAAACAGACCUUAUCACGGAGACAUUUUACUGGACAGCCGCCAAGUAUUUGCGCGAAGUGGAUGUAUCAGGCAAAUCAAAUACUCCAUACAGACGCUCUAUCGAACCAUCCCGUUGGAUUACCGCGUUCCCAGCGAAAGGCGGGGAUAUUGACCUAUAUACAGCUCUGGAUAGUAGUUUCGAUCAAGAAUUCCAGGAGGGCGGCUUUGAGCAGUUCACGUCAAUCGCACAAGCAUCUCCAAUUGUCCAUAUCUACCUCCAGCGCAGCCAGAGUGAAGCUGGCGUAUCGGGACGUAAUAACAAUAUCGUCCAGAUCCCCGAGGUCUUGUAUCUGGAUCGUUACAUGGAAGCUGCUGAAGGUACGGACUUGUUCAAGAGAAGGGAACGCAGCUGGAAUAUCAAGAGACUCCUACAAGAACUCGAGAAUUCAUCAGCGUCAAAAAUCGAGGUGCCUUCCGCGUCAAAAAAUGCGUCAAAAAUCGAUGAGCCUGACUACGAAGUGAUCGACCAUUUCACAGACCUGACACAACACCGGUACCGUCUUCAUGCCGUCAUUUGUCAUGGCGGUAACCUCACGUCAGGUCAUUACUGGGUGUUCAUCUACGACUUUGAGGAGAAUCUAUGGCGUCGCUAUAACGAUGAGAAGGUCAUAGUUGAGGAAGAUUCCACAAAGGUGCUCGCGGAACUCAACAGCUCCAGUAGUCCGUACUACAUCGCUUAUGUUCGCGAGAGUGACGUGCACGAGCUCGUCAGCGUUCCCCGGCGACUUGCAGCUCUACAAAAGCUGAACCCCAGCACUCAGGAUAUCGAGAUGCAGGAUGUUCACGUCGAGCACGUCGAGGACGGAGACGAGCCUCCUCCCUACACUCCCGAUCUUGCUUAG
This is a messenger RNA of Phaeoacremonium minimum UCRPA7, 3108 nucleotides long. Its product is annotated as putative ubiquitin carboxyl-terminal hydrolase protein. Lineage: Eukaryota; Fungi; Ascomycota; Sordariomycetes; Togniniales; Togniniaceae. Gene Ontology annotation, biological process: protein deubiquitination; proteasome-mediated ubiquitin-dependent protein catabolic process; regulation of proteasomal protein catabolic process. The transcript is spliced from 3 exons. Gene Ontology annotation, molecular function: proteasome binding; cysteine-type deubiquitinase activity. The record is from RefSeq and is a predicted model, not a curated record. Bases 1 to 3108 code for a protein of 1035 amino acids.